AUGUCUCGAGCAGACUAUCUAGCCAAAUACCUCUCCAAGGGAGAUGAGAAGAAACUGAAAAAGAAGCUGAAGGGUUCAAAAAGCUCAAAGAAAUCCAAGCAAGAUAACACCCAAGUCAUCAUUGGUGGACUAAAUCCAUCCAGUCUAACCACAAAUACAAAUGACCAGGAAGAGGUUUCUGAGGACCCUUUUCUAGCCGUCGAAGAUGAAUAUGCUCCUACAAGUGUGGCUAGCAUGCUGGCUCCAAAGGUAAAUAAAGGAUUUCGCCGUAUUGAUGACGGAAAGGUCGUUGAAAAGAAACCAGCAUCUGUCGAGAUAGAGCAACCAGAAACGAUAUAUAGAGACCUGACAGGUCGGAAAAUUGACCUUCAGAUGCGUGCUAAAGAGUUAAAAGAGGAAAAGGAGCUUAAAGAAGAGCAAGACCGGGCCAUUAAGGAGAAAAUUGGCUCUGGAGAACUUGAUAAGCUUAGGCAGAAAGAACAUGAUCAAAAGGUAGACAAAGCCAAGCGAUUUGACUACUCAAAGGAUAAUGACGAGUAUGUGGACCACAUGAACAGUAUUCCCCGGUUUGAAGACCCCAUGUCUGCUUUUGUUGGUGGAAGCCGAACGAAAGUCCCCACUACUACAGAGACGGGCAGACCUGUUUACACGAAGGGAUUAAAUCCUACCAAUCGAUUCAAAAUUAAGGCAGGGUACUUUUGGGAUGGAAUUGAUCGGUCGAAUGGUUUUGAGGAUCGACUUGUGAAGAAACGAAGCGAGUUACAUGUGGAGAAGUUCACGUCCAAAGCUGCUGCUGAGUCUUACACGGAAUAUGAUUUUGAUUGA
Sungouiella intermedia is the source of this 825-nucleotide messenger RNA. The record is from the annotation of a GenBank genome assembly. NCBI's taxonomy places the organism in Eukaryota, Fungi, Ascomycota, Pichiomycetes, Serinales, Metschnikowiaceae.